AUGAAAUUGGCAUCAAAAAUUAAUUCAUUAUCUCGUUUAAAACUUAUUAAACUUGCAAAAUUCUUGUCAAUUCUUACGAUUUUAUGGAAUGUAAUUGAAGGGUUAGCCUCGGUUUUUUUCGGUGCACAACAUGAUUCAGUCAGUUUAUUUUAUUUUGGUUUUAGUUCCUUCAUUGAAAUUGCAUAUUCAUGUACGGUGUUAUGGAGAUUUUUGAAAGAGUCAGCUUCUCGUAAAAAAUUUUCUACCAAAAAGUUAAUAGUUAUUGAAAGAAGGGCAACAAUUAUAAUCGGUAUAUUGUUUAUUUUACUUGCCAUUGAAACAAUUGCGGCCGCAAUUUAUACUUUAGUAAAAAAAGGAAGACCUGAUACAGCUUUUGCGGGUUUAGGCAUUUCAUCUAUUUCAAUCCUUUUUUUGUCUUUUCUUUGGUAUUUAAAAUUAUUAGUUGCUAAACGACUUAAUUCUUCAACAAUGAUGUCUGAUGCUAAAUGUACUCUAUCAUGGAUUAAAAUUACCCUUGUUAUAUUUUUUGGUAGCUUUAUCUACGCUAUUUGGAGAGGUGGUUGGUGGAUAGAUUCUACUUCUGCUUUAGUUUUAGGUUUAUUUUUUGCAAAAGGAGGAAUACAGAUGAUUCUUUGGGCGAAGAAUAAAGAUUUCGAUGGUGGUUAUUAUAGUAUUCUUACAAUGCCAUCUGAAGAUAAUAUCACAAUAUCAUCGGAAAAAUUUAUUGAAGAUAAUAUCACUUUAUCAUCUGAAAAAAUUGCUGAAGAUAAUGUCACAAUAUCAUCUAGUUAUGGGAUUAUUAAAGAUUCUAGCGACAAAGAUGAUAAUAUCACAAUAUCAUCUGAAAUAAUAGCUGAAGAUAAUAGUUAUGGGAUUAUUAAUGAUUCUAAUGAUUCUAAUAACAAAAAUGGUAAUAUCACAAUAACAAUAUCAUCUGAAAUAAUAGCUGAAGAUAAUAGUUAUGGGAUUAUUAAUGAUUAUAAUAACAUAGAAGAUAAUAACACAAUAUUAUCUGAAAAUAUAGCUGAAGAUAGUGGGAUUAUUAAUGGUUCUAAUAAAAAAGAUGAUGAUAACACAAUAUCAUCUGAAAAUAUAGCUGAAGAUAGUGGGAUUAUUAAUGGUUCUAAUAACAAAGAAGAUGAUAUCACAAUAUCAUCUGAAAAUAUAGCUGAAAAUAUAGCUGAAGAUAAUGGGAUUAUCAAUGGUUCUAACAACAAAGAAGAUGAUAUCACAAUAUCAUCUGAAAAUAUAGCUGAAAAUAUAGCUGAAGAUAAUGGGACUAUUAAUGAUUCUAAUGACAAAGAAGGUAAUACCUCAAUAUCGUCUGAAAAAAUUGCUGAAGAUAAUAUUAAUUAG
Dentiscutata erythropus is the source of this 1356-nucleotide messenger RNA. The record is from the annotation of a GenBank genome assembly. Lineage: Eukaryota; Fungi; Glomeromycota; Glomeromycetes; Diversisporales; Gigasporaceae.